Molecule: messenger RNA, 1734 nt
Organism: Vitis vinifera (wine grape)
Lineage: Eukaryota; Viridiplantae; Streptophyta; Magnoliopsida; Vitales; Vitaceae
Product: cysteine synthase 2
Exons: 6
Coding region: 125-1390 (421 amino acids)
Cellular component (GO): cytoplasm
Molecular function (GO): cysteine synthase activity
Source: RefSeq, a predicted model, not a curated record
UCCUAAGCAUGAAGGCGGUAAGGUGGAACGCCGCCAUUGCCUGUCCAAGGAGACUGGUACCCUGGAAAGGCCAUUUGCUGAUUGUUCCAAAUUCCAAAGGUUUCGAGUUCGAGUCACCACAACAAUGGCGCCUGUGAAGGCCACAGGGGCUGUUUUUGCUGCUCUCUCCAUCGCUGUACUCUCCUAUCUCCUCUGCAAUUCUCGAUCCAGAAAAACCCACAAACCGAUAUCGAAAAAGAAGCCAAGAAGAGGACUUAUUGAAGCCAUUGGCAACACCCCUUUGAUUCGAAUCAAUAGCCUCUCUGAAGCCACUGGGUGCGAGAUUCUUGGGAAGGCUGAGUUUCUGAAUCCAGGAGGGAGUGUGAAAGAUAGAGUAGCAGUGAAAAUCAUUGAAGAGGCUCUGGAAUCUGGCCAGCUAGCUCCAGGUGGAGUAGUGACAGAAGGCAGUGCUGGUAGCACUGCCAUUAGCCUUGCUACUGUGGCUCCUGCAUAUGGAUGCAAAUGUCAUGUUGUUAUCCCAGAUGAUGUUGCCAUUGAGAAAUCUCAAAUUCUCGAAGCCCUUGGAGCUACAGUUGAAAGAGUUAGACCAGUUUCAAUUACACAUAAAGACCACUAUGUCAAUGUUGCAAGGAGAAGAGCUUUGGAGGCAAAUGAAUUUGCAUCAAAGCAUGGAAAAUAUAUAGGAAUGGAUGCUGAUGGCCUAGUGCCAGCCAAUGGUCAUAUAUCUGAGGAAGAGAAACAAAAUUCAGUUUUCUCAAGCAAUUGUAAAGGUGGUUUCUUUGCAGAUCAGUUUGAAAACCUGGCAAAUUUCCGAGCUCACUAUGAGGGUACUGGACCUGAGAUAUGGGAGCAGACCAGUGGUGAUCUGCAUGCUUUCGUGGCAGCUGCGGGAACUGGUGGCACUCUGGCUGGUGUUUCCCGGUCUCUCCAGGAAAAAAGUCCAAAUAUCAAAUGCUUUCUGAUUGACCCUCCUGGUUCUGGCUUGUUCAAUAAGAUAACAAGGGGAGUAAUGUACACUAGAGAGGAGGCUGAAGGACGGAGACUGAAGAAUCCAUUUGAUACCAUUACUGAAGGCAUUGGAAUCAACCGGUUGACCCAGAAUUUUUUGAUGGCAGAACUUGAUGGGGCUUUCCACGGCACAGAUAUGGAAGCUGUUGAAAUGUCCAGGUAUCUUCUCAAGAAUGAUGGGCUAUUUGUCGGGAGUUCUUCAGCCAUGAACUGCGUUGGAGCUGUCAGAGUGGCACAGUCGAUCGGCCCUGGUCACACAAUUGUAACAAUUCUGUGUGACAGCGGGAUGAGGCAUCUGAGCAAAUUUUACGAUUCCCAGUAUCUGUCUCAGCAUGGUUUGACACCCACAGCAACCGGGUUAGAGUUCCUUGGCAUCAGCUGAGAUUUCUUUUCUGGCCAAAAGGUAUCAGUCUCAUUCAACUCUUCGAUGUCUGAACAGUAUUGACCCAAGUUUGGGCUGCAAGAUGUUUUACUGAAGUUGGAGUAGCACGAUCUGGCUGCUCACUAGAAAGCAUCUCAUGUGAGAUCGAGUAUGAAACUCUCACCUACCUCGGAAGGCAUGGUCUGAUUUUUGAACCAAGACAAUGGUGCGGAUGCAGAGAGAUCCUUAUUUGUAACUGGUAAGGGCUAGAACAUUCAUACUUCCACAUAGAGAAGUGCAUACAAAGUUCAUUAUCAUUUUUCUAUGAAAAAUCAAUAAAUCAAGUCGCCUUGUGAGUUGCUCUA